UAGUGUCAUCCUGUCAGUUCAAAGCUAGCUCAAGGUAAAACCGGUAUUGGAAGUAAAUACUAUGAAAAUGGGCGAUUACGUUAUUACGGUAUAAUAAUUUUUUAUUUUUUUUAAAGAAGAAUUAUUUAAGUACAGCCAUGUAAUAAAGCGGUUUAUACUGCGUUGGCCGGCUUUGGCAUUUUAUUGAACGUACCCUUAGCUGCCGAGCUAAUGUAACCACAAUCGUUGAAUUUAUUGAAGUUUACAGGCAGAAUGGCAGAUUCGUCGCCUCUGUCCGGGGUCAAUGUUGUUUUGGUAAUGGCUUAUGGCAGCUUGGUGUUCGUGCUGCUGUUUAUCUUCGUGAAAAGGCAAAUCAUGCGGUUUGCGAUGAGAUCCCGCCGUGGACCGCACGCACCUAUUGGCCACAAUGCACCUAAGGGCUUGAGGGAAAAUAUCGACUCCAAGCUUUCUAAGGUCCAGGAGAUCUGCUUCGAACCUCGGCUCCUAUCAGAGGGGGAUGACCGACUCAGGAGGGGAUCGCAGAUGAGUUGCUACAACUAUCUGUACCGAAUGAAAGCCCUCGAUGCUAUUCGCGACUCAGGGAUUCCCGUUCAGGAGAUAAGCGGCACUCCGAGCGCAUUUACUGGCCGCAGCUUCAGGAACUGGCUGGUGGAGCUGCGCAAUUCCCACUCUUUGAUCAAGAGCAGCCGCAGCGCGCUCAUCGAUCGCUUGCUUGAAGGCUACGACUGCGCUCGCCACGGAACCGGGGCGUUCGGCGAGGCAGAGUUUCUGGAGUACCAACAAGCUCUCGAUGAACUGGUUGAUGUAGUGAAGGCCUACUCCAGCAGCACCAGUUUGGACCAGCAACACCAGUCUGCGGCCAAAGACCUAACGGGCUCCCCAGUCCGCGGCGCUCCCUCCACCAUCCAGGUCACUUACCUGCCCUCCACGGGUCAGCGCAGCAAGAGGCCCAAACACUUUCUGGAGCUCAAAAGCUUCAAAGAUAACUACAACACACUGGAGAGCACGCUGUGAAACUCAGACGCUCAAAAGGAGAAACUGUGACUGCGUGUUUCUAGGUUGUGUUUUAAAGUUCUCAACAAAAACUGGGACUUUUCCAGGCAUCGCCUUUAUGUUGCACACACUUCAGAAAUGUUUGCAAACUUUGGACCUAAUGGGUAAUUAGGCCCAACCUGCUACAGAUUUCAUUUUAAAUUAUUUGACAUUUCUUUUUAAAAGCCUAAAUGUGAAUCUAAAUAUUAGUUGUUUUUUAAAAAUUGUUUGUACAGAUGUGAAAUAUUUAAUUUAUAACUUAUUGAUGCUGUUUGGUUUGUAUUUAUCUGAGAUGUGUUUCUAUGUGACUUAAAGACGGAAAGGAAUAAAAACAACCAUACAUCUAA
Messenger RNA from Poecilia reticulata (guppy), 1379 nucleotides. RefSeq names its product lipid transport auxiliary protein 1. The record is from RefSeq and is a predicted model, not a curated record. Gene Ontology annotation, biological process: phagocytosis. Lineage: Eukaryota; Metazoa; Chordata; Actinopteri; Cyprinodontiformes; Poeciliidae.